This is a messenger RNA of Condylura cristata (star-nosed mole), 307 nucleotides long. Its product is annotated as endoplasmic reticulum membrane-associated RNA degradation protein-like. The record is from RefSeq and is a predicted model, not a curated record. The transcript is spliced from 4 exons. Lineage: Eukaryota; Metazoa; Chordata; Mammalia; Eulipotyphla; Talpidae. The coding region runs from base 23 to 307 and encodes 94 amino acids.
UGUAGGCGCCAGGGGCCUCUUUAUGCACUUGUGGCUCCCCGCCCGAGCCCUUCGACGGGGCUUGGGAGGUGACGCCCCCGCCACGUGUCUGUCCCCCACCGUGCACGAGCUGAUCUGCAAAGUCGGGUUCGAGGCCCGCGAGCAUCUUGCCGCUAGUGCCGUCGUGAGCCCCUGCGGGGAGGUGUGCUGGCCUGCCUUCACGGGCCGCCUGGUCCCCGCGGACUCAGGCGAGGGGCUGGACUACCGGGCCAGCGUGAGGCUCCUGGGCCCCGACGCCACUGCCCUGUGCCCCGGGGUGCCCACCUGA